CAAGACGGGACAACACGCCGGUACCUCGCUUUUUUGACGGCUGGCAGCGAUGUUCGCGUCCAUGGGACACGGCCGUCCGUGAAGCUUCAUCGCGUGUGUUCUACCUCUCCUGAAGCCAGUUGGUGAAUCCAGCCUUCGCCAUGAGCUGUUUGGAUGUUAUGUACCAAGUGUAUGGUCCCCAGCCUUAUUUUACAGCAACUUACAGUCCUUACCACCAGAAACUAGCGUUUUACUCGAAAAUGCAGGAAGCGGCGGACAGUACAAACAUCAGUGGGUCAUUUUCGGUCCAUGGGUCUACCAUCAAAGAGGAGGAAUCGCGCGGCGAGAAAGACCGUCCCCCUGAAGCAGAAUAUCUUAGUUCCCGCUGCGUGCUCUUCACUUACUUCCAGGGUGACAUUAGCAGUGUGGUUGAUGAACAUUUUACAAGGGCACUGAGUCAGCCCAGCAGUUACACUCCUGCCAGCAGCGACUCGAAAGCUUCAAGGGGCAGCACCAGUUCUUGGCGAGAUGGUGCCUUCCCAAUGAACCAACGGAGUUUCCCUCCAUCUUUCUGGAACAGUGCUUAUCAACCCUCCAUGUCAGCAAGCCUAAGUAGCAGUUUGGGCAGUGCUUUGGCUGGAGCUCCCACUGAGCUGCCUUUUGGAGCUGACCCAUAUUCAAGUGCAGCUUUGCACACUCACCUGCACCAAGGAGCUCCUGAACCCUGGCACCACCAUCAUUAUUCAUUGGGCAGUGCCAUCAACACACAGAGUUCCGUCUACACACGGCCUAGUAUGCAUGAUGUAUAUGGGAUGGGUGCACCUUUUGACCCACGCUACAGUUCAUUGUUAGUGCCUUCAGUGAGGCCACAUCGAUUUCCUGCUGUCCCUACACCCCCGUGCGAUCUGGCCAAGAGUGAUACUGCCUCUGCAUGGACCACAGGGGCUUUCACAGGGCCCACCAGUGACAUGAGCCAAAGCCUUAACCUCAAUAUGGAUGCAGCUCGCCGUUACCCCCUUUGUGGUGGACCUCUGGUAAGCUGAGUGUUUAACACAGCAAAACGCUUCAAUCAAAACAAAAUUACAAACGAAUUAUUUUUAAAACUACAAUUUUCUCAAACAAGUUGGCUGACAAACUGCGGAAAACUGAAUGUGACUGUCUACAUUGAAAGGACAAGACUCCGAUCAUCAGAGGGACGUCACAAGAAGAAGCGGUCUUGGGGUGUUUUGAGCCUUUUCAACAAAAAAAUCAUUCUUUUUUCACCAAAAAAUAACCCAGGCGGCUGAACCAAGUUCUACUUGAUCAAUUCUACCCUGAAUGUGCGUCCCGGACUCAUAAAACUGGACUAACUGUGACUGGGACCCUCUGAUAGACUCCAAAUUGCUCGCCGAGAUUAAAAUGCAAGCAGUUUUGUUUUCAGUGUUGAUUGUGACAGGACUACGAUAUCAAUGUUUACUCGUGACAAAUGUUUCAUGUUAAAAAUGGGCAGUUUGACUGGGCUACACUGCCCCACUCUGCGUGCUAAGUCGGUGCUUUUCCCCCAUACUCACACGUGUUCAGUCGCGGCUGGUACUCCAGCAGCUGUCCGUGUGGGACUGCCAGUCUCCAAGAUCUCUCAGAGCGGAGGAAACCAACGGUUUUGUGUUUUUUUUGGGGGAGGGGGGUCGAUGCCAAUUUCAAGUUCCACCAGGAUAUUUUUUUCUCUCUGAUGAUGAACUCCAGUUGAUAAAUUCUGCGUGGCUUCAUUUUCUAUUGUGUUUGCCUCCCUUGUUUUAAGCUGUUCUGGAGAAUCGUUUUGUAACUAUCAAAACACGCUGAGUCUGCUCAUUGACGGAAUACAAGUAGUUCAAAUACCUCUGUGAAAAAAAGAGACUGUAUAAAAUUGUAUUGUUCGGACA
Messenger RNA from Hemiscyllium ocellatum (epaulette shark), 1877 nucleotides. It is a transcript of the gene vgll2a, whose product is annotated as vestigial-like family member 2a. Lineage: Eukaryota; Metazoa; Chordata; Chondrichthyes; Orectolobiformes; Hemiscylliidae. Gene Ontology annotation, biological process: regulation of transcription by RNA polymerase II. The record is from RefSeq and is a predicted model, not a curated record. Gene Ontology annotation, cellular component: nucleus. The transcript has 4 exons. The coding region runs from base 141 to 1022 and encodes 293 amino acids.